GCCAUCUUUACCGUUACGCUGUUUGCGUAGCGAGGAUUGAGGAAUAGGAUAUGACCUUGCUUGCUGCCGGGCUGCUGAUGAAAGUUGAUGCUGUGAAUUAGAUGUUCAACCCUGCGUUUCGACGGCACCACAUCAGACUGGUAUGGUAUCAUGGAGAGAGACAAUCAUGAAGAAGGAGAGGCACAGGGAGUGAAGAUUUGUGAUCCACCCUGUGAGAGAAAUCCACCUGCUGACACCUUGGCGACUUCUCUCUCCCUCCUGGGGAAUCACAUGUUUCCUUAUCCGGUGGAGAGAAAGGACAGUACCACUGUUAACCAAGAGGAGCCUGCAGAUUCAAUCCUGUCAGAUGUUACAGCAGAGGAGAAGAGUCUGGAUGAAGAGCCCCAGUCCAACCAGGUAACAGAGCCAGAGACGGAGGAGACAGAAAACUCUGAGUGUCAGAACAAUGUGUCUUCCCAGCCGCCUGACGAGGGAACCGAGGAUGCUGCCACUGAGAAUGACCGUAGCGACUCGGGGGAGUUUGUCGUUACAAUGUUGGCCAAGGCCAAGCUGGAGGAGCAAGGAAUAGGUGUGGAGGGAAGGUCAUCUCCCUUGUUGGAGGCAGGCAUCCAGGAAUACCCUGCUUUUAUGUCUCAUCGUGAUGAGGACGUGACAGCUGAAAGCUGGCGGCAGCACAGGAAGCAUGUUUUCGUGUUGAGUGAAGCAGGCAAACCCAUCUAUUCCCGAUAUGGCAGUGAAGAGGCUCUUUCAUCUACAAUGGGAGUCAUGAUGGCGCUGGUGUCCUUUGUUCAAAGUGGAGAUAAUAUCAUCCGCUCAGUCUAUUCAGAGGGGCACACCGUGGUGUUCUUACAGAAAGGGCCCCUAGUGCUGGUGUGUGUCUCUUGCAGUCGUCAGACUGAGCAGCAGCUCCGUGGAGAGCUCCUCUAUGUGUACUACCAGAUCAUCAGCAUGCUCACCCAAGCCAGCAUCUCCCGCAUCUUUGAGCACAAGAAAAACUACGACCUGAGGAGGCUCCUGGCGGGCUCGGAGAAGAUCCUGGACGGUCUUCUCAACCUGGUGGAUUCCGACCCCAGCUUCCUGCUAGCAGCAGUACACUGCUUGCCCAUAGCUUCCUCUCUCAGGGACUCUCUCAGCCUGAUCCUGCAGAAAGCAAUCACCCCCAAUCUGGUUUUCUCCAUCCUCAUUGCGAAGAACCAGCUGCUCACCAUCGUCCAAGAAAAGACUGUCAUUGAGGACGCCAGGCUGGAGCCUGCUGACGUCCACCUUCUGCUCAACCUAAUCGGAGCGUCCUCUGCCUUUCAGGCUGGGGAGAUCUGGACUCCCAUCUGCCUCCCCCUCUUUAACCCUGACUGUUACUUUUAUGCAUACAUUUCUUACCUGGACCCUCCAGAAUGCACUGUUUGCUUGCUGCUGCUCUCGACAGACAAGGAGGCUUUCUACGCCGUAGCCGACUGCAAGAGGAAGAUAGAGGAGGCCAUGAUUGCUCAGAACUCCCUGAGCCUCAUAGCCAAAGUCCAGUCGUACAGUGUGAGCCAGGUGGGCGUCUCAGACCUCAGACACUUCAUGUACAAGCCCUUUGAUGUGCCCGACAACUACCGCCAGCUAACUCAGUUCACCAGCCCAGAGAUGGAGGCCCCCUACAGCAGUGAAGAGGAGAAAAUGAGACUCCUGGACCUUUAUCGUUAUAUGCACAGCCGCAUCCACCACACCUCAAGACCCCUCAAGCUCAUCUACCACGUCGCUGAGAGGGAAACUCUGCUAGCCUGGGUCACAAGUAAGUUUGAACUGUACACCUGCUUCAGUCCUCUGGUGACGAAGGCCUGUGCUAUCACUGCUAUCACUAAGCUUCUACGGUGGAUUAAAAAGGAGGAGGACCGUCUAUUCAUCAGAUACCCUUCAAAGUAUUCAACCACCCCGAACCCCAGCAAGAGCUCUCGAGGCGGGAAAUCUGACCAGCAAGACUCCACAGAUAACGGCUUCUUAUCUCUUCUAUAGGACUUUCUUAGCGCUCAGCCUCAUUCAACAAUAGUUUGUACACUGGUUCCAAGAUAUUUUUGAACCCCCUUUUGACUCUUGUUGGACUUGACAGACAUUGACUACUGGAAUCUCUACAACACUACAAAAGUUUUACACUAUUUAAGAAGGAAUGAACUCUUUCAGUCUAGUAUUAUUUCUUCAUUGGAUCACUGCUUUCGAUCAGAAACAGUCAGGGCGAGACAGCGUUAGUGCGUUUUAAAUCGAACUGUGGUAGAAAAAUAAUUGCAAUGAUAUUUAAUUGUAUGUUUUUAUAUUGUUUUAUAACUGGAACAAGAAGGAAAAUUUCCUCACGGACAGUGAAUGUAUCACACAGAUGACAGUUCAUUCAUAUGCUAUAACUAUUCACAACAGUAAAUUAAGAUGAGGAGUGAAAUUAACUUAAACUACCUUUCUCAGACUAGUUCUUAGAUUUCUUUCAUUGAACAAUAACAUACCAAUGUCACAAAACAGGAUAUGCAAGAAAUGAAUGAACUGGAACUGCGAGUACAGGGAUGGGCCACCAUGCGUCAUACUGGGUCAUGAACUGGCCUCUAUGGAUUUGGUGGCUCAUCCCUCUGAAACAACAUGAAAACGUGUCGUUUCAUAUCCCACUGACGUUUCUACAUCAAAUUUAAAUGAUCAGGUUUCAUUAAUGUUACAUUUUGUGCAGAAAACAAGUAGGAAAUCCCAGCCUGUUACAACUGAUCGCUUUACAGGAUCGACAUUGUUUGUGUUUUCAUCGUCCUCUAGUUAAGCUAAGAAGAUGCCACUGAGCUCACACAGUGUUUUCUGCAGGUACGACUAUCAGUCGACACUUGACUUAGUGACUUCAGGUGACUUGUCCUUUUGGAUAAUAGUUUUGUAAUAAUUGUCUAUAAACAGUAGCCUCAUCUUUGUGUCCUUUGAGGAAUUUCCUGUCAAUUAAAGUCUUAAGAGUAUGUCAAUAGUAUUAUAAAAUAAAUCCCCGGUUACACCAGUCUAACCUUGUUCUGAUUAAAUAGAGAUGUUGAAGUGAAUAUGCUUCAUUUAUGACCCACCAGAAAAUGAAAAAUUCACUUUACAGAAAGAAACACUUGAUUUUCUGGGUCUGGCAUUUUCUAAAAUAUUUUCCUAUGAGUUUAUUGAACUACUUAAUUUGGUACUAAUUAUUAUUCUUAUUAAAAGAAAAACAGACAGUUGGUAGACUGCCAGUUAAUUGCUUGUUUAACUUGAGUCUUUUUUUUUUUUUUUUUUUAAACGUGCAUGGCAGGUGAGCUUUAGGUGCAAUUAUGGGAAAUGUAUUUAAAGGUGAGCAUUCAGUUAACAAAUAUGAUGAAUAAAG
This is a messenger RNA of Anoplopoma fimbria (sablefish), 3337 nucleotides long. It is a transcript of the gene mon1bb, whose product is annotated as MON1 secretory trafficking family member Bb. The record is from RefSeq and is a predicted model, not a curated record. The transcript has 7 exons. Lineage: Eukaryota; Metazoa; Chordata; Actinopteri; Perciformes; Anoplopomatidae. Bases 151 to 1995 code for a protein of 614 amino acids. Gene Ontology annotation, biological process: protein targeting to vacuole; vesicle-mediated transport.